UUCCUGUCAGCUGUGUGGAAUGUGAGACGCAAACAGCAUCAGAGGCUCCAGCCGCUUUCCCCUCUCACUGCUGUCCAGAGCUCCUCCGGCUGCUCCUCUGAUCGUGUCCAAGGUGCCUAGCCAAAGGAUGUCCUCCACCCCAGAUGGGCCCACCCUCCUGCUCACCACGCUGUCCUCCUUCCCUUCUUCCAUCCCGGCCGCCACGUCUGCAGAUUCAAAUGCCACCUCGUGCCAGGAGUGGGAGCAGACCCACCACCUGCUAUUCCAUGUGGGAAACCUGUCCCUGCUGUUGGGCCUGGCCAUCCCGACUACCUUGGCUCUGCACAUGAUCAUGCUGCGCCUCCUCCUGACAACAGGAUGUGGUUUAUUCAUCGCGUGGGCCACGCUGUUCAGGUGCAACAUGGAUCUAAUGGUUUGGAACGUGGUCUUCCUGGUGAUCAACUUCGUGCACCUUUUCUACCUGUUGUAUAAACGCAGGCCGAUUAAGAUUGACAGGGAGCUGCGGUCAGUCUACAAGAGGAUGUUUGAGCCUCUGCAUGUGCAGGAGGCUUUGUUCCAGCGACUCACGGGACAGUUCUGCACCAUUCAGACGCUGAAGAAAGGCCAGGCCUACGCUGCUGAGGACAAGACGUCUGUAGACGAACGCCUCAGCAUUCUGCUCAAAGGAAAGAUGAAAGUUUCAUACCGAGGCCACUUUCUGCACAACAUCUAUACCAACGCAUUCAUUGACUCUCCAGAGUUCAGGUCCACUGAGAUGCACCGAGGAGAGAAGUUUCAGGUGACCAUCAUGGCAGAAGAGAACUGCAAGUUCCUGUGUUGGUCGCGAGAGAGACUUACCUAUUUCCUGGAGUCAGACACUUUCCUUAAUGAGGUUUUCAGGUUCCUCAUCGGCAAAGAUAUCACCAACAAACUGUACUCUCUGAAUGAUGCCACACUCAGCGACAAGGCUGUGAAGAAAAUGGACCGACAGCCCAGCCUGUGCUCCCAGCUGUCUAUGACGCAGGUGAGAAACAGCAUGGCGAGCAGCAGUGACACCGACGAUGUUCUCAACCAGAUCCUACGAGGUGGAUCUGCUGGAUCAUCACUCCAGAUUUCACCCGGCACCAAAGCAUCCUCAAAAAUGAAUCCUAUAGAAGAAGGCAUGGAGGAUGAUGUGUUUGAAGAAUCGGCCUCGUCUGACCACAUGCCCAACACUUCCACUGAGAAUGUGUAGCCAGCAGCGCCCACAGGGGCAUGCUAUGGAGUCCAACACAGCUGACACAACUUUCCUUGUGUUAGCUUGAGGGAACGCAAAGCCCCAUCAGACACGAUGGGUAUCAUGACGGUGGUUGUCAACUUAUGUUUCCUCACAUAAAAAUGUGCAUCUCAUGUGUCAUAUGUCUUUUCAUCCCUGUGACUGCAACAUACUAAUUAGGAGAUGUUAUCAGAGAAGAAUCUUUAAAAAACUUCAAAAAUAUAACUAAAAUGUAAUAUUGUUGCAAAUAGGACCAAAGUUAAUGCUGCAAACAUCUUUAAUACAGUGAUUUAGCACAAAGUAAACCUUUUUAAUUGAGAUAAUAUAUUUAUUUUACCCCUGAGUGCGCUCUAAAGCAGAAACUUCAAACUGGAUCGAUAGCGUAAUAAAGGCUAUAGGAGCAGUUCAGGCAGUGUAAAGGAGACACGUAAAUCUCAGAAGGUUGAUUAUGUUCUCUCACUGAAAACAUCCAGAUGAACAGAAUCAACCUUUAAAGUAUAAAAACAUUUAUAUAUUUUCUGCAUCACCACCUGAGACAUACAACUUAACAUAUAAAAUUUAUUCUCCCAGCAAAGAAUCAUUUGAAAGAAUCCUUUUAAGAAUCAGUGAAACGUGGUACUAACUCAUUUUAAUCUGAAACUCUAAACCACGGAGUUUACAAAGACAGCCACUGUCAUCAUGCAAACCUCUGUGUUUAAGCCCAACAUAGCUCACUAACCCUUAAUCUUGCUUCAUAGCACAUCACUCAGAUCUAUAGUCUAUAGAUAUGUUUAGCACUAACUGGGAUAGCUGCAGCUCAGGAGGCAGAGCAGAUGGUCUAUGGUUGGCUGGUUUGAUCCCUGGCUGAUCUCCAGUCUGCACGCUGAAGUAUCCUCAGGCAAGAUACAAAACCCAGAGUUGCUCUCUGAUGCACUCAUCAGAAUAUGAAUGUGUCAUUGUUAGAUAGAAAGCACUUAGGCUUAGAAGGUCUUGCAUGAGCGGAUGUGAAUAGAUGACUGAGGCAUGCUAUAUUGACUUUGAGUGCUCAAGUAGAAACUGUUCAUUUACCAUCAGUGCAUAUUUGUCUCAGACCUGAACAAACAGCAGCAAAGUUGAUACAUUAUGUCAUAUUACACUAUAAUGUUCUUAGUUCUUACUACAAUUGUUUCAUUUGGAGUUCACUGUGUAUUAAAUGUAUGUGAUCACAUGUAUGUACAGUGCAUCCAGAAGGUAUUCACAGCUAGUUCCAUAUCCUGUCAUGUUACGGUGCUUUUCCACCCUAAAACCCUACACACAUACCCCGCAGUGACAAAGGGGAAAAUGUUGGCUUGAAAAUUCUUCAAAAUGUAUUAAAAAAAUCAAAAACUAA
Molecule: messenger RNA, 2582 nt
Organism: Haplochromis burtoni (Burton's mouthbrooder)
Lineage: Eukaryota; Metazoa; Chordata; Actinopteri; Cichliformes; Cichlidae
Gene: popdc1
Product: blood vessel epicardial substance
Exons: 9
Coding region: 128-1213 (361 amino acids)
Cellular component (GO): sarcolemma
Molecular function (GO): cAMP binding
Source: RefSeq, a predicted model, not a curated record